Molecule: messenger RNA, 1020 nt
Organism: Meyerozyma guilliermondii ATCC 6260
Lineage: Eukaryota; Fungi; Ascomycota; Pichiomycetes; Serinales; Debaryomycetaceae
Gene: STP4
Product: Stp4p
Exons: 1
Coding region: 1-1020 (339 amino acids)
Source: RefSeq, a predicted model, not a curated record
AUGUCGGCUGCGAAUCUGUCCAGGAAACUUUGUCAAUCGCCAUUUUUUAUAUUUAUCAUAAUGAUGGGUUAUCUUUUACCACACCCCACAGUACCUAUAAAACUUCCAUCGAUCAGAUCCUUACUGUUAGAUCUUCCUGAACCAAUAACCAGAUCGGAAUCUGAUCCAUAUUUCCAUCAAGUGGCACCACCUCCUCCACCACCACCAUCCAAAUUACCCAUCGGAGGUUCUCAUACCUACCAACUUCCCAGCCCCAGUACAUCUCCACAUGAUACCAACCGUCUUGCCACCCUUUCGCGAGUCAGUACUAGCGGCAUUUCUAACAAACAACCACCUCCAGCGCUCAACUUUUUGCUGACGGAAUCGGGUACAAAACGGAUAAAGUUGCUGGUUCUGCCGCAGUUGGAGCCUUUAUCGAAUCCAGACAGCUACGACCAGUCUUCGGAUUCGAGGAGUGUGCUGCCCCUCACACUGGGAGGCGAGGAAGUAGGAGUGGCGGAGGAUGGCGACGGUGUCGGGUCGGCACAUAGCGAGUGCGCCGUUCCGGAUUCAGAUAAUCGGCCGAGAAAGAAACGCCAAUGUCCGCAAUGCAACUUGUACUUCAGCAACCUUGCCACUCACAAAUCCACCCACUUGAAACCAACAUCACGGCCGCACGUAUGUAAAUAUUGUCAUCGCGGAUUUGCCCGUCCAAAUGACUUGUUCAGACACACCAAGUGCCACUGGAAGGAAAUUGGUUCUGAUAGGGGACAAUUUAAGUGUCCUUUCAAGCUCACUCUGGGCGAAGCUAAUUCAGAAGAUCACUGUUGCCAUCCUCUGGGAAUAUUUUCUCGUUGCGAUACAUUCAAGAACCAUUUAAAAGCAAUCCAUUUCAAGUACCCGGCUGGAACUCGCAAAGAACAAAGAAGUAAGGUUGCUGGAACAUGCAGACUUUGCCAACAACAAUUUGCCAACGUUGACGAUUGGCUCACCAACCAUGUGGAGAAGGGUAUAUGCUCUUACCAACUGCACCACGAUUAA